CCUGUGUCAGGUGAUAUUUCGGCUUACCUGUAACUCCUGAGUUUUUGUGUUCUUACCUGAGCUUAGAAGGUGUGAUUUGAGUGUAUUGUAUUAGGAAAGUUGGGAGUUUUAUUUGCGCGGUCAAAGAUUAAGAUUAAUGAACUAAUUUGACUUUGAAGAAUUUAUGUUCGUUGUCAAGACCUACAGAACUUAAUUAGUUUCUGCUGGAAGUCAACAAGACGUGACACAAGGUGAUGCCAAGAAAAACAGUGUUCAAAGCCACUCAAUGAGAACAAUGAGAAGCACAAUCGCAUUGCCAGCAUGAGUACUGAAAAAGCUUUUGGACAGUGCACUGAAGCUUUUGACUUUAAAGGCCACCCAGAACAUGCUAAUCUACAGGACUGGUUGUCUCUCGCAGACUUGAGCCAAGAUGACACGUUCUCGUUUGAAGGCUGUAUGCAAUUGGAGAGGAGGUGGAUGCUCUGGCAUAAGUUUAUGAAUGAAUACUCUUGUUUGGAUGAUUGGUUGCGAUUGGCAGAGAAAGCAGCUGCUUCCCCAAACUCCAGCCAUGUUCUAUACACCACAGCAAAAGAGGAAUUGCAGAAGUUUGAGAGUCUGCGCACUGAGGCUAGGCUAUGCUUGCCCCAGCUGGACAGCCUGAGCCAUACAAGUCACAUUCUGUUGAGGCUUUUCAAGGGCACUAUGAAAACCAGGCUGAUAGAUAUGACUAAAGAGUGUGGUCAGCGCUGGGACCAGCUUAGCACCUCUUUGGACGUUGUGUGUCGUAGGCUGAAGCACUUCGUGGUCCAGCGGGAGGACUUUGAGAGGCAGCAAGAGGAAAUGGCUAUCUGGCUGGCUGACAUGGAUCUGAAGCUGACUGAGGUGGAGCAUUUUUCUGAGAUGAACACCUGUGCCAAAAUGCGACAACUUCAGGGCUUCCAGGAGGCAGUGGCUGAAAGUGCAGGUCGAUUAAAUGCACUUCUCCAGCAAGGGGAAGAGUUGAUCCAGAGAAGUGAGCCAGCUGAUGCCCAGGUCAUUGAGAGCCAACUGCAGGAGCUGCUCCUGUACUGUGCUCGUGUCUUCCAGGGCCUCAACUGUCUUCACACCCGUCUUCUUAGCAUGAGGCUGGUGUUUGAGGAUGACUGGGUUCUGUGUCCAGACUCUGGCUGUCCCUCUGAGAUAUUGCUGGAAGAGGAAAGUGUUAAAGACCAUAGCCUUGCACCACCAGUCCAGGGUAACCCCACUCAGGUUUGCCCAGAGCAGCUUGUCCUGGAGUGGGACCCCUCAGUGGACAUUGGAGGCUCCAUCACCCAUGCAGAUGCAGAAUCCUCCUUCCUCAGUGCUUGUGCAGGGGUUUGCAGCACAGAUGAGCACCUUACCAAGGAUUCUUGGAGGAGGAGAGCUUAUCAGAAAUCUGAAGAAUCAUUUCCAGCUGCUAGUAUAAAAUGUAUACAACAGCCGGUCAAUAAAUGUAGCUUAGAUGGUAUGGCUCCACCCCAGACCCCUGUGCCAGAUCCUGAUAGGUCACCGUAUGCUUCAUUUUGGAAGACUUCUACCCCAGACUCUCAGUCCCCUCAGCCUGUCACUUUUAAAUCUGACCGUGUCAGUGCCUGGCUGGUCCAGACACCCCGGCUGUGUUCAAGAGCUGUCCAGACCGAGCAUGCACCACAGCAGUAUUCAAGGUUUUAUUCAUCGACAUCCAUGCACAAGGGGGAGGAGGUGGGGGAAGCUGACUAUCUGGAAAAUGUGCUUCUCAAGAGGCAGUCCUGCUUACAGCACACCAAUAACAUGUGCUUCACCAAAUCAUGUGACCUUCAAUCUAAAUCUACCAAACAUUACCCAAGCUCACAGUGUAUGAAGGAGAGACUGAACUUAAAAGAUUCAAUGAAGGAAAGCAGCUGCACUAAGACACACUGUGCCAACAGAGAACAGCAACACUGGUCACUAAGUCUCCUAAAUCUGUUGGAGUUCCUGAAGUCCCCAAGUCUGCUCUGCAUUCUGUUAGCCCUAUUCGUGGUUCUGGUCAUCUGGCUCACCUCAGUGCUCCAAGACAACCAAUGCUACCGCUCCAACUCUCUUGCACAUUCCUUUCACCUAGCUUUAUGUUAUGUCAAUGGACCACCUCCAACCUGAGGACUGCAGAGACACACAGGGUACCAUAAUCCAUGAUGCUUUUGAGAGAUAUUAAAGCAGAGAACCAUGGACAGAAGUUUAUAUACAUUACAACCAUAGGUUUGGAAACAAUGGCACAGAGUUUGGGUGAAAUGCUUCUACACAGUUGGCCAGAUGUUAUUAGGCACUUUAGAAUUUAUAGACACACACAUUUGGCUUGGAACAUUUCAUUUAAUUAAAUUUUGAUAUGUAUUUUAUAUCUUGAUAUAUAUUUUAUGUCUCUGGCAGUAGGUCAGGCUUUAUCAUUAAUGGCACAGUCUUGGUUCAGUAUAGGGCUAAAUCACUGGAAUUAUAAACAGUCACUGUGUUAAUAUAGGGAUUGAAGAGUUUGAAUAUUACAUCCACUGAGCUAGAUAUUAUAUUUAUUACUAUUUUUAGAACCAAAUAAAUAAAGUCAAUUAAACUGU
This is a messenger RNA of Tachysurus fulvidraco (yellow catfish), 2558 nucleotides long. RefSeq lists its product as uncharacterized. Gene Ontology annotation, molecular function: protein binding. The coding region runs from base 301 to 2112 and encodes 603 amino acids. Gene Ontology annotation, cellular component: nuclear envelope; membrane; meiotic nuclear membrane microtubule tethering complex. NCBI's taxonomy places the organism in Eukaryota, Metazoa, Chordata, Actinopteri, Siluriformes, Bagridae. The record is from RefSeq and is a predicted model, not a curated record. The transcript has 13 exons.